AUGUUGUGUCCCAGCGUCUUCCAGCCGGCCCCCGUCACCAUGAGGCCUUUCCUGGACCUGCACUGGCCCGUCCGCAGCCUGUGGCCCGAGACCCGGCCACUGUUCUACCACAUGGAGCAGGAGAUGAUCCGCCACAUGCAGGAGGUGAAGCAGAGCAUCGAGCACAUGGAGAGGCUGCACCAGAAGAUCUUCGACGAGAUCGACAGCAGCUCCGGCUCUAAGGGCGUCUUCAUGCCCAUCGCCUUCCAGGACCUGGGGCGGGAUGGCAGCCGCUUCGCCCUCAGCCUGGACACGAAGGAGUUCAGCCCGGAGGAGCUGUCAGUCAAACAGGUGGGCAGGAAGCUGAGGGUGAGCGGCAGGACGGAGAAGAAGCAGGAUGAUGGGAAGGGCUCUUACUCGUACCGGUGUCAGGAGUUCAGGCAGGAGUUCGACCUGCCGGACGGCGUUGAACCUGCGACUGUCAGCUGCUCCCUGGCGGGAGGCCGGCUGCAGAUCGCGGCCCCCAGGGAGGGGCGCCUUAGCGAUGGGAAGGAGAGGGUUGUCCCAAUCAAUGUCACCUCGGCCCCGGCUAUAACCUCUCUGUCCCCGACCAGCGAGGGUCCGGAGGGGAGCAGCUCGUCCUCAGAGACCAGCACCACAGACACAAACUGAAGCAGCUGUUCACACGUCUGUGGUUUCAGUUUUACUGAGGGAACAGUGAUGCUCAGAUCACAAAAAUAGUCCUUCAACAUUUAUAAUAACUUCAUGACUCAUUGAGGUAUUUAAUGUAUGGUGUUAAACUUACCAGAGAUCAGAGUGAACCAUCUUGUUUGUGAAACAUAUCUUUGAUAGAUGAGGGAACGUGAUCCUGAUUCUUUUCUUGCACUUUGAUUUUGAAAAAGUAUCUGUUUAUAUAAUAAACUUUAUUUUUAGUUUAUUUCCGUUUCAUGUCAGGAGAUGAAGUGAAUGUAUUUUGGUUUAAACGGAUGAAAGUUUGUUGAAUAAGAAACACAAAGAGCAUGAAUCAGUUUUUACUGAUAAACUGACGUCUUGUUUAACAGUUUCUAUAUAGAGCUAAUGCUAGCUUGUUUGUAGCUAGCUACAGCUGGGAAAUUAAAUGAACUCGCCUGUAUGAAGUUGAUUUUAAAGUAUUUGUUGAUAACAUUUAU
This is a messenger RNA of Pleuronectes platessa (European plaice), 1148 nucleotides long. It is a transcript of the gene hspb9l, whose product is annotated as heat shock protein, alpha-crystallin-related, b9-like. The record is from RefSeq and is a predicted model, not a curated record. Gene Ontology annotation, molecular function: protein folding chaperone. Gene Ontology annotation, biological process: protein refolding; response to heat. Lineage: Eukaryota; Metazoa; Chordata; Actinopteri; Pleuronectiformes; Pleuronectidae. The coding region runs from base 1 to 651 and encodes 216 amino acids. The transcript has a single exon.